Molecule: messenger RNA, 1350 nt
Organism: Zea mays
Lineage: Eukaryota; Viridiplantae; Streptophyta; Magnoliopsida; Poales; Poaceae
Exons: 11
Coding region: 1-1350 (449 amino acids)
Biological process (GO): protein desumoylation; proteolysis
Cellular component (GO): nucleus
Molecular function (GO): deSUMOylase activity
Source: RefSeq, a predicted model, not a curated record
AUGCAAUUGUCUGACAAAGCCCUCAAUGCAUAUAUACACUGUAUUAGGGGUGAAGAGCAUUUACUUCAUAGAGAAGGUGGAAAGGUCUUCUUGGAGAACACAUUCAUUUCCAGUCUGCUUAAGCGUGAUGGCGACCCUAAGGUGUUCCUUCCAAUGAAUAUAGAAGAUUUUCACUGGUACCUGGCAGUUCUGAAUGCAAAAAAAAGUGAGGUACAUGUACUCGAUUCUAUGGGACAACAAAUAACGGAUCGCCGAGACCUUUAUACUACAUUAAAAGGUCUAGAAAGACAGAUUAAACUUGCAGCAAAACAUAAAGAGCUUUACCAAGGCAAGUGGUCGAACCUUGAUGUUGCAUCAUGGCCAGUUAUAGAGAAGAUCACAACACAAAUGCAAACCGAUGGGGUAUCUUGCGGGCUAUGGAUGAUAAACUAUAUGGAAUACUGGACAGGAUCCUCCCUAUCUGAUAACGUAACUCAGGAUGAUAUAACAAUGUUUAGGUUUAAGCUACCUGCAAUAUUAUGGGACUCGAGAUUAAACACAAAGAAAGGACAUCAAAAUCUUGACCACAAUGUGGAUGAAGAUGGAGAGAGUUCAAGUGAUGUUCAAAUAAUCGAUACUCCAUGUGAGUUAUCUAAAUCGUCAAAUACAUCACAUCAGAUUGAACCAUAUAUAUCUCCAUAUGUUCUGCCUGCUAAAGUAACAUCAACAAACACGCAAGAACUGAUGUUUGUAUUAUGCACAUAUAUCAUGGGGAUAGACAACGACAAAUAUUUAAAGAAACAUUGGAUUCAGAGCACUAAACCUUAUCCAAUUUCUUUAAGUCUUCAAAAACUUAAAGAUAUAUUGGAUGUAAAUAAGCCGAUGGAUACAGAUUGUUUUAACAUGGCUGUUCGGAUGAUCGCAUGCAAUGAUUCCUUGUUCUUGUUGGAAGAAAAAUACCACUACAUGGAUCUACAGUUCUGUUUGUUUGGACUUUGUGUGGUCCAAUCAGAUAGAACAAAUGGAACCAGCGAAACAGAUAAAGGUCAUGAAAGGAUUCUAGAAACGAUCAACACAGUUGGACAUGACGAUCUAAAGGUGCUGCCGGGAUUGCAUUUCAUGCCCCAAUCAACAACUGGGCCAGAAAUUUCACCAGCUGCUAUCCCUGAAUUGGUGUCCAAGCCAACGGAGGCGGUUCCACCAGCUGGAUCAAUGGUUCGUUCAGGCACUGAGGUCAUCAGUUCCCGUGGUGGUCGCCGUUGUGCUGUACGUGACGCCGUCCCAGGUUUUGAUGGUCAUAGCCAUGCUUUACCUGCUGCGACAUCCCCGGUUCCGCAGCAGGAUGCCCUCCGUGCCUUUCAACUUCUAUAG